GGAGACGACGGCAGCGUACGUCUCUGUGCUGUGAGGAAGAGACGCCCUGUGUGUUUUACCUCUGGUGAUGUUUGUGUGUAGCAGAGAGCUUUUUCCUCGAUGGACCUGCCGGAGACGAUCAGAAGACGACUAGAAGACUUUUCUCGGACUGUUUUAUUCGACCAGAGUCGGACUCAGCCUUUCACUAGGGAGAAUGACACGUUUUUACCUCACGACAAGCGGGUCCUGUCGAGUCUCCACCUCCAGAUGUCUCUCUACUUUAACAUGUGGUUCUUCCCCCUGUGGUGGAUCAGUGAAACUGUAAUGCUGCACCUCAAGUAUCCUGCCUUGCCAGACUACUACAAGUUCAUCCUCGUCACUAUUCUCAUCCUGAUGACCCUGAUCGAGGCAAUAAGACUCUAUCUGGGCUAUGCUGGGAACCUGCAAGAAAAGGUCCCAGAGCUGGCUGGAUUUUGGCUGCUGAGCAUCCUGCUGCAAUUUCCACUCAUCCUGUUUCAGCUCUUCAAUGAAGCCAUACUCAUACAGCCGCUGGAGAGAGGCGUUCACAUCAUUCUCGCCUUAUUCAUACUCACACAGGCCCUCUCUGGUUUUGUGGCACUGCGAGACAUGGUCAGACACACACAGAGCCAGUUUCAUCUCCAGCAGUUUGACUGAACUCUGGAGCUCUGACGUCCCUGCCACAGCUCGACACACCAGGAAGCAUCCUUACUUUGUAAACCCUCAGACUCAGAGGCUGACGACAAAAAAAAAAAAAAAAACAUGUUAUUUUUUUAAUUACAUGCAGCACAUGGGAUAUUUUGAACCCACAAUUGAGUAUUAAAGAGGAAACAAGAAGAUAUUUAUUUUUUUAUAUUUUAUUCACUUUAUAGUCUACAGGAUUGUAUUUCUGUUUUUGUAGCAUUACAAAAAAUAAAAUCCAUAUAACACAC
Molecule: messenger RNA, 929 nt
Organism: Epinephelus moara (kelp grouper)
Lineage: Eukaryota; Metazoa; Chordata; Actinopteri; Perciformes; Serranidae
Gene: tmem17
Product: transmembrane protein 17
Exons: 5
Coding region: 100-654 (184 amino acids)
Biological process (GO): non-motile cilium assembly
Cellular component (GO): ciliary transition zone
Source: RefSeq, a predicted model, not a curated record